UUGCCAAAGCGUACCGAGAUAAACGAUGCUACAGAUUAAAUCCUACUGGUAUUUAAAGGCCACUUUGGUGCUCCAAGGUUUCAGUGUGCGAAGUGUAGCAAGGUUAAAUCGACAAUGUGGACGAGUCUAAUUAUAUCACUGCUCCUGGUUCACUGCCUGCUUGCUGUGCCAGCUCCUGCACCAAAGGAUCUGGACGCGGGAUCCUGGAGUGCGGAUGAGGCGUGUCGGGAAGCGGGUAAAUCGGGGAUGAUUGCGAACCAGAAUGACUCCACAUGCGCCACCUACAUCUAUUGCUAUGUAGUCAAUGACUCAACGAUGGCACUAAUUAAAAGUUGCAAGAGCGGGCAAUUCUUUGAUGCCGAUCGCAAAUUCUGCAGUAUCAGCAAGCCAGCGGGAUGUGUGUAAAAUGUGG
Drosophila santomea is the source of this 412-nucleotide messenger RNA. RefSeq lists its product as uncharacterized. The transcript has 3 exons. Gene Ontology annotation, molecular function: chitin binding. Gene Ontology annotation, cellular component: extracellular region. The record is from RefSeq and is a predicted model, not a curated record. Lineage: Eukaryota; Metazoa; Arthropoda; Insecta; Diptera; Drosophilidae. The coding region runs from base 115 to 405 and encodes 96 amino acids.